Abrus precatorius (Indian licorice) is the source of this 2283-nucleotide messenger RNA. RefSeq names its product probable amino-acid acetyltransferase NAGS1, chloroplastic. The record is from RefSeq and is a predicted model, not a curated record. Gene Ontology annotation, molecular function: L-glutamate N-acetyltransferase activity, acting on acetyl-CoA as donor. The transcript is spliced from 10 exons. NCBI's taxonomy places the organism in Eukaryota, Viridiplantae, Streptophyta, Magnoliopsida, Fabales, Fabaceae. Bases 159 to 2024 code for a protein of 621 amino acids. Gene Ontology annotation, biological process: L-arginine biosynthetic process. Gene Ontology annotation, cellular component: cytoplasm.
AAUGAAGUUAAGAAAAGAAAAAAAUUUAGAGGAAUAACCAAAAUUUUGCACGUGUUGGCGUGAAGCAGGCAAUAAUUUUGGGGUGCGGCGGCUCAAGUUUUGUGUGUCUAGACAUACAUUUCACGGCCACCGCCAACCCCUUCCUUUUGAUUUCUUCAAUGGCACCUUCCUUUUCCUUACGCACAUACCUUCCCAAUACCCCCAACUUCUCUUAUUUCCACCAACUACCCUCUUCCUCUCACCACUUCUUUUUCUACCCACCAAAACCAUUCCUCCAACUUAAAUCCCGUUAUGGCUCAGAAGCGUCGCCUUUGGCGGCCCAUUUCGGUAACGGAAAAAGUGGAACGGCAAGGAAGCCCAAUGUGCUGAGUGAGGGAGUGAAUGGUUAUGGGAGCGUGGAAGAAGAGAGCUACAACAGUUCCAUGGAGGAUAAGCAAUUCGUGCGUUCGUUUCGCGAGGCGUGGCCUUAUUUGUGGGCCUAUCGUGGCAGCACCUUUGUUGUUAUUGUUUCCGGUGAAAUUGUCUCUAGUCCUUUCUUGGAUCCCAUUCUCAAGGAUAUAGCUUUCCUCCAUCACCUGGGAAUUCGGUUUGUUCUUGUUCCAGGGACCCAUGUGCAAAUAGACAAGCUUUUGAAUGAGCGAGGGAACCAGCCUAAGUAUGUUGGUAGCUACAGGAUAACUGAUGAUGAAUCUCUAGCAGCUGCAAUGGAAGCAGCUGGAGGAAUAAGAUUGAUGAUAGAAGCAAAACUUUCUCCUGGACCUUCCAUAUGCAACAUUCGUCGACACGGUGACAGUAGUCGUUGGCAUGAAGUUGGUGUCAGUGUUGCCAGCGGUAACUUUCUUGCAGCCAAGAGAAGAGGGGUGGUCAAUGGAAUUGAUUUUGGGUCAACUGGGGAAGUUAAAAAAGUAGACGCAUCUCGCAUGCGUGAGAGGCUUGAUGGUGGUUGUGUAGUUGUUUUAACCAACUUGGGCUACUCCAGCUCUGGAGAAGUAUUAAAUUGCAACACCUAUGAAGUUGCAACAGCUUGUGCCUUGGCUAUAGGAGCGGACAAGCUAAUAUGCCUUAUAGAUGGUCCAAUACUUGAUGAGAAUGGACGCCUAAUUCGUUUCUUGCCUCUUCACGAAGCAGAUAUGUUAAUUCGUAAACGGGCUGAGCAAAGUGAAACAGCUGCUAACUAUGUGAAAGCUGUCGAUGAAGAAGGUUUCAACUCUUUUGAGCAUUACAAUUUUAAUGGGACAAUCAAAUCUCCACCUAUUGGAUGUUUUACAGAAUGGAAUAAUGCAACCUUCCAUAAUGGUAUUGGUUUUGAGAAUGGAAAUGGCUUAGAGUCUGGGGAGCAAGGCUUUGCUAUUGGAGGCCAAGAGCGACUAAGUCGAAUGAAUGGCUACCUGUCAGAAUUGGCUGCUGCAGCUUUCGUUUGCAGAGGUGGUGUUCAAAGAGUUCACUUGUUGGAUGGCACUAUUAGUGGAGUUCUGCUGUUGGAAUUGUUUAAAAGAGAUGGCAUGGGAACAAUGGUGGCUAGUGACCUUUACGAAGGGACUCGCAUGGCAGAGGCAAAAGAUAUUUCUGGAAUCAAACAAAUUAUUCAGCCUUUGCAGGCAUCUGGCAUAUUGGUUAAGCGGAAUCAUGAAGAGCUGCUACAAUCAUUGGAUUCUUUCGUUGUUGUGGAAAGAGAAGGUCAAAUAAUUGCUUGCGCUGCCCUUUUCCCUUACUUUGAGGAAAAGUGUGGAGAGGUUGCUUGCAUUGCAGUAUCUCCUGAUUGUCGUGGCCAAGGACAGGGAGACAAAUUGCUUGAUUAUAUGGAGAAGAAAGCAUCAUCUCUUGGAUUGGAUAUGAUUUUCCUGCUUACAACACGGGCAGCAGAUUGGUUUGUAAGGCGUGGAUUUUCAGAAUGUUCAAUUGAUUAUGUUCCUGAAAGGAAAAGGAAAAUGAUCAAUCUGUCCCGCAAUUCUAAGUAUUAUAUGAAGAAGCUUCUACCAAAUAAAAGUGGAAUUACUGUUCUUGGAAAAGUUGCUUCAAAUUAGCCUAUUUUCGUUUUCCAUCUAGCACAGGGGAAGGUGAUUGGAUGCAAGAUUUUAGGCACUUAUGUAGAAUGUAGAUAAUAAUUUCGUAACAAUAUGGGAACUGGAAUUAGUAUAUCUGUCAGGUCGUCUGUGUGUAGCAUUAAGUUUUCUAUUAAUUUAUUUUUAGUAUUUAAUUUUCAAGUUUUGUUAAAGUCCCUUAAUAAUCUUCAUAUUUAUUUUAUAAAAUAAGUAUUGAAUUAAAAAUUACAUCUGUUUAUCU